Vicia villosa (hairy vetch) is the source of this 408-nucleotide messenger RNA. RefSeq lists its product as uncharacterized. The record is from RefSeq and is a predicted model, not a curated record. The transcript has a single exon. Bases 1 to 408 code for a protein of 135 amino acids. Lineage: Eukaryota; Viridiplantae; Streptophyta; Magnoliopsida; Fabales; Fabaceae.
AUGUUUUUCUUUUUCGCAGGAGGGUUAGAACAACAAGUCCGACAGGUAGUGAAAUCCGGUGUCGGAAAGUGCAUCAACUACAGUUCACGCGCUGAUCUUGUUGAAUACGACAAAGUUUUGAAGCUCUUUUUCGUUCCCGUUUGGCGAUGGCCUGGGAAGGACAAUCUCUUGUAUUGCCAAGACUGCAAGUUUUUGUUUCCUCAAUCCUAUUCUCUUCCUCCGCCGUCGAACGAUGGUUCUACGUUGCCGGACGCCUUGAAAUGUUUCGGUUUUCUGGUGUCUUAUGGUUUUGCUUAUUUGAAAAAAGAAGUUUCAUGUGUUAACUUGAAAAAGGAAAAGAAAAAAAAAACUCAGAUUGUAACUGAAACCAGACAGGAAUUCUUAAUUAACAUUGUACCAAAAUAUUGA